Drosophila novamexicana is the source of this 4301-nucleotide messenger RNA. It is a transcript of the gene Btk29A, whose product is annotated as tyrosine-protein kinase Btk29A. The transcript has 10 exons. NCBI's taxonomy places the organism in Eukaryota, Metazoa, Arthropoda, Insecta, Diptera, Drosophilidae. Gene Ontology annotation, biological process: peptidyl-tyrosine autophosphorylation. The record is from RefSeq and is a predicted model, not a curated record. Bases 1015 to 2883 code for a protein of 622 amino acids. Gene Ontology annotation, molecular function: ATP binding; protein binding; non-membrane spanning protein tyrosine kinase activity.
UUAACCUGCUCUCUCUCUCUCUCCCACUCUUUCUUUACAGGUACGUAACUAAACUCUAACUGUAACCGCUUAUGGGUAUGGGUAAGUGUAAGUGUAAGUGUAAGUGUGCUCAUUGAUUUGCCUAGACUCCAAACAACAACAACAAGCUGUUUGUAUAUACGUGUGCAUGUGUGUGUGUAUGUGUGUUGAACAACAACUGCAUUGCGUUCUUGUUGCUUUGCCUGAUUUUGUUUAUGUACUUUUUUCCUCCCAUAUGGCAGACAUCAACUCCCAAAAUGUGCGCUCUGCUCCACUCUCAAAGAGAGUUGCACUGUCGUCUUGCAGUUCGCGCUCACUCUCUCUCUCUCUGUCUCUCAGUCGCUCAAUCGCUCACCGCAGCGGACGCCCUCAACUUGUUUCGCUCUGCUCGCACUAACAUGCUGCGACUUCGUUCAGUUGCUUACGAGCCGUCUUUGAGUGCGCAACAGGCUUAAGAAAGGCGCUGCGCGCGUUGCUAAUUCACGUCUUUGCUUUGCCGUUAAACGCGUGUGCCAUUCAAAAUAAAAUUUAAAAAAUAAAAUAUAUUAAAUUAAAGAGCAAACGACUCGCCGACAGUUUUGUUAAUAAUCUCGUUGCUAUUUUUACAUUUCUUGGCGUCGCAAAUUGCGCUUUUAAUGUCAUUUAGGCGAAAAGUAACGAACAAACAACAAAUAAAAUAAAAUAAAUAAAUAAGUACAACACCAAAGUCAUGCAAUGAUAAUUGUCAAAUAUAACAACCAGUCAAAGUUAAUUGCAUUUUGUUAAUGGGCAAAACGUGGCGGCAACAAAAUGUAAAUCAAAGCCAACAACUACAACAACAACAACAACAACAACAACAAAUGAAAUCCUAGUGAAGUUUCCCAAGUGUAGCACACAACAAAUAAAUAACAACUGAAAUAUAUUUUGCAUAGAAAUUUUGCGUAGCGCGACGAAAAACGCACAGAAAACGCGCGCGUUUGUUGUUUUGGCAACUACCAAUCUGUUGUAGUUGCAGUAAUGAUACCCUGCGUGAGUCUGGCCGAAACAAGCGUCAUUGGCAACAUGAAGGAGCGCGUCAAGGAAAUGAAAGUGUUUGGCUGUCGCCUCAACUUCUGGAAUCACAUCGGCCACAGCCUCACCAGCUCCAAGGCCAAAGAAGGCAACGGCAGUUCUCCAGCCCAGAAUUCGACACGCAGCAUCAGUCCAAACAACUCGACGACCAACAGUCAAUUCAGUUUGCAGCACAACAGCUCCGGCAGCCUAGGUGGCUCCGGCAUUGUCGGCGUCGGCGUCGGAGUCGGUGGCGGAGUCGGAGUCGGUGUCGGCGGUGUUGGCGGCAUUGUUGGCGGUGCAGGCUUGGGUAGCCCGAACGGCGUAGGAGGCGGCGGUGGCAGUUGCACGCCCACAUCGCUGCAGCCACAGUCCUCGCUGACAACGUUCAAGCAGUCACCCACUUUACUUAACGGCAACGGCACUUUGUUAGAUGCCAACAUGCCCGGCGGAAUACCAACGCCCGGCACGCCCAACUCCAAAGCCAAGGACAACUCACACUUUGUCAAGCUCGUGGUGGCGCUUUAUCCAUUCAAAGCCAUCGAAGGCGGCGAUCUAUCACUGGAGAAGAAUGCCGAAUACGAGGUCAUUGACGAUUCACAGGAGCAUUGGUGGAAGGUCAAGGAUGCACUCGGCAAUGUCGGCUACAUACCCAGCAAUUAUGUGAAGCCCAAGGCGCUGUUGGGUCUGGAGCGUUACGAAUGGUAUGUGGGCGACAUGUCACGACAACGCGCCGAGUCGCUGCUCAAGCAGGGCGACAAGGAGGGCUGCUUUGUGGUGCGCAAGUCAUCGACCAAGGGUCUCUAUACGCUAUCUCUGCACACCAAAGUUCCCCAGUCGCAUGUGAAGCACUACCACAUCAAGCAGAACGCACGCGGCGAGUAUUAUCUGAGCGAGAAGCACUGCUGCGAGACAAUCCCGGAUCUGAUUAACUAUCAUCGGCACAAUUCGGGCGGAUUGGCGUGCCGGCUAAAGUCAUCGCCCUGCGAUCGUCCGGUGCCACCAACGGCGGGCUUAUCGCACGACAAAUGGGAAAUCCAUCCCAUGGAGCUGAUGCUGAUGGAGGAGCUGGGCUCGGGCCAGUUCGGUGUGGUGCGUCGCGGCAAAUGGCGCGGCUCAAUCGAUACCGCCGUCAAGAUGAUGAAGGAGGGCACCAUGUCCGAGGAUGAUUUCAUCGAGGAGGCCAAGGUCAUGACCAAGCUGCAGCAUCCGAAUCUCGUACAGCUGUAUGGCGUCUGCUCCAAGCAUCGUCCCAUCUAUAUUGUUACCGAGUACAUGAAGCAUGGCUCGCUGCUCAACUAUUUGCGCCGGCACGAGAAUACGCUCAUCGGGAACAUGGGCCUCCUGCUGGACAUGUGCAUACAAGUGAGCAAGGGCAUGGCCUAUCUGGAGCGACACAACUAUAUACAUCGCGAUCUGGCGGCACGCAAUUGCCUUGUCGGCUCCGAGAAUGUUGUCAAAGUGGCCGACUUUGGACUCGCGCGCUAUGUGCUGGACGAUCAGUACACCAGCUCCGGCGGCACCAAGUUUCCCAUCAAAUGGGCACCGCCCGAGGUGCUCAACUACACGCGCUUCUCUUCCAAAAGCGAUGUGUGGGCUUACGGCGUUCUCAUGUGGGAGAUCUUCACCUGUGGCAAAAUGCCCUAUGGCCGUCUAAAGAACACCGAAGUUGUGGAGCGUGUCCAGCGCGGCAUUAUACUAGAGAAACCAAAGUCGUGUGCCAAGGAGAUAUACGAUGUCAUGAAAAAGUGCUGGUCGCAUGGGCCCGAGGAGCGUCCCUCGUUCCGUGUGCUCAAAGAGCAGCUGGCGCUUGUGGCCCAAACGCUGACCGACUAAGCGGAUGCGGAAGGGAUGGCAAUGGAUCGACACUGGUCUCUGGUCUGGGAUCACGCACUGAUUAGCAAAACCAACAUAAAUAUAUACAACUAAAUAUGAACUAUAUAAAGAGCUAAAGUUAAUGAUAUUUGAGAUAUGCUAUGAUAUGAAGGCAUUCAAUUAAGUAACAAAGCAAAGCAGAUUAUGUUUGGAUCGUACAUAGUUUUUCAAAUAUGUAUGAACGGAAAAGUUGUGGUUGCAGCUAAAGAUUAUUCACAAUUAUAUUUAUAAUACACUUUAUAUAUAUAUAUAUAUAUAAAUACGAGCUACAAAUGAUAUCAUUAUGUUUAUAUAUAAAUCGAAUUAGAUGUGUGUAUAUGUAUGUGCAAGGUUAUAGAGCGCGAUUAACUGGCAUAUAGAAGCGAAAGCAAAAGAAAAACAUUAACUAUAUAUAUUAUAUAUGGAUUAUAGUUAACUGUAGCUAAUAGUCAAAUUUUUGAUACAUUUCAUAACAAAUAUACGACAUGCAUACAAAACAUAAUGUAUGCAGACACACAAUAUACGAUACUACGCAAAUACAUACAUAUAUAUAUUUAUAUAUAUAACUGUGCUUUUUAUUAAGUAAGUUUAUAUAGUAAAAAAAAAGAGAAAAUAACAACAACACAUUUUAUAAUGAAAACUGAAUCUAAGAAAACUGAUUAAGCGUAAAAUUAAUAUUUAAGCAAAAGUCUCGAAAGAAAAGGAAAAUAACAAAAAAAAAAGAAGCGGCAAAUUUGUUAGUUUAGAAUUUUACGUGCUUAGCUUAAGUUUUGUGAUUUAUUGUUUAAACAUUAUGCAGCGAUUUGUAUGCAGCGCAGUUUCAUUUAAUUUUUCUUAAUUUUAACCAAACUCAACAAUUUAUAAUUAUAAUUAUCAUUAUUUUGCCUGUGCAUGCAAAUUUUAAAUGGAUUCUUAAUUUCUUAUGCUUAUGCUACCAAUAUAUAUAAACAAACACACAUACAUACAUACAUAUAUAUAUAUAUAAAUAUAUAUAUAUAUAUAUAUAUAUUUUAUCUAUUUUUAUGAAAAGUUUUACUUAAUUAAUUUUUAAAGAACGCUCGCCUAAGCCGCAAACAAACGAAAACAGAAAAUACAAAUAAAAUGUAUUAUGAAAAUAAUAUUUGAUUUUUUGUGUUCAAUUUUCAUUUUACUCUUUUGUUAAAUAUUUUAACUGCAUUGUACUCAACUAUAUGCAUUAACCUUUAAUGGGCCAGAGACUGUACGCACUUGAAUUCGGUUUCAGCGCCAAAAUGCAUUUGCGAGCCAAACAACCCGAUUCCGUAAGAGUAAACCAGAGAACCAAUGAACCGAAUGCAACAAUGAAAACAAGACUUGAAAAUAAAUAUAUAUAUAUUAAAAUCGAAACACAGCAAUUGAACACCAAAGAAAUCAAACGCAAA